AUGCAACGCAUCUCCUACCGCUCUACAGUGCUCUCAUCGGAAACCUCGAGCCGAGAUAUGCACAAAGCUCUCGAGGCAUCUCCACGUCCCAAGUUUGUCUCCUAUUCCGAUCGACGACAAUAUCCCGAGCAUCAUCCACCUCCACCUCCUCCAUCACCAGUCCACUGGACCCGUGAGAAGCAGAGCCGCUGA
This is a messenger RNA of Fonsecaea multimorphosa CBS 102226, 192 nucleotides long. RefSeq lists its product as uncharacterized. The transcript has a single exon. The coding region runs from base 1 to 192 and encodes 63 amino acids. Lineage: Eukaryota; Fungi; Ascomycota; Eurotiomycetes; Chaetothyriales; Herpotrichiellaceae. The record is from RefSeq and is a predicted model, not a curated record.